AUGUCCGAUAAAGUUAUCAAUCCUCAAGUCGCAUGGGCUCAAAGGUCUAGUACUACUGAUCCAGAAAGAAAUUAUGUCUUAAUCACUGUGUCAAUUGCAGACUGUGACGCCCCUGAGUUAACCAUUAAGCCAACUUACAUUGAAUUAAAGGCUCAAUCAAAGCCUCAUGUUGGUGAUGAAAUUGUUCAUCAUUAUCAACUACACAUUGAUUUAUACAAGGAGAUUAUACCUGAAAAAACAAUGCAUAAAGUUGCUAAUGGCCAACACUAUUUCUUGAAAUUGUACAAGAAGGAUCUAGAAUCUGAAUACUGGCCACGUUUGACAAAGGAAAAGGUGAAGUAUCCAUAUAUCAAAACCGAUUUCGAUAAAUGGGUUGAUGAAGAUGAACAAGAUGAAGUUGAAGCUGAAGGUAAUGAUGCCGCCCAAGGAAUGGAUUUCAGCCAAAUGAUGGGUGGUGCUGGAGGUGCUGGAGGUGCCGGUGGCAUGGACUUCAGCCAAAUGAUGGGUGGUGCCGGAGGUGCUGGAGGUGCCGGUGGCAUGGACUUCAGCCAAAUGAUGGGUGGUGCCGGUGGCGCUGGUUCUCCAGAUAUGGCUCAAUUGCAACAAUUAUUGGCCCAAAGUGGUGGCAAUUUGAAUAUGGGAGAUUUUAAAGAAAAUGAUGAAGAGGAUGAGGAAGAGGAAAUAGAACCGGAGGUGAAAGCUUAA
Messenger RNA from Saccharomyces paradoxus, 705 nucleotides. It is a transcript of the gene SBA1, whose product is annotated as Hsp90 cochaperone SBA1. Bases 1 to 705 code for a protein of 234 amino acids. NCBI's taxonomy places the organism in Eukaryota, Fungi, Ascomycota, Saccharomycetes, Saccharomycetales, Saccharomycetaceae. Gene Ontology annotation, molecular function: Hsp90 protein binding; protein-folding chaperone binding. The transcript has a single exon. Gene Ontology annotation, biological process: protein folding; chaperone-mediated protein complex assembly. Gene Ontology annotation, cellular component: nucleus; cytosol. The record is from RefSeq and is a predicted model, not a curated record.